This is a messenger RNA of Trichoplusia ni (cabbage looper), 5510 nucleotides long. RefSeq names its product menin (gene Mnn1). The record is from RefSeq and is a predicted model, not a curated record. The transcript has 5 exons. Gene Ontology annotation, biological process: regulation of transcription by RNA polymerase II; negative regulation of cell cycle; negative regulation of cell population proliferation. Gene Ontology annotation, cellular component: nucleus; histone methyltransferase complex; chromatin. The coding region runs from base 115 to 1842 and encodes 575 amino acids. Gene Ontology annotation, molecular function: transcription cis-regulatory region binding; chromatin binding; Y-form DNA binding. NCBI's taxonomy places the organism in Eukaryota, Metazoa, Arthropoda, Insecta, Lepidoptera, Noctuidae.
AAAACACAUACAACAACAUAAAAAUAAUUACACAUUACAAGCCGGCAAAAGCGGAAUAUAAUAAAGAAAAGUUUUAUAGUUUAUUUAAAAAAUAUGUAAAGUAUUGCAUUAAGAAUGAUGACCCUAACGGAGUAUAAACAUUACUUUCCCAUAGAUAGUAUACAAAAAGUAUGUGAUUUGUUUGAAGAACAACUACGCAGUGAAAAGGAAGCAGAUUUAGCUUUGUUUUCUAUUAUUGUUGGAGCUGUAGAAAAUAACCUUACAAAUAUAAAGAACAGUGACAAGGAAGUGAAUUUAGUCGCUAAUAAAUUUGUUAAGAUUAAGUUUCCAUCUGUUGAAUACGAAGAAGUUAAGUCCUUACAUGAACGGUUUGUGUCACUGAUGCGUAGCGGCGUCGAUGUUAAACUGUUGAACGGAGUUUAUGCGACAAGGGAUUUGGUGAAACGAGUGGCUGAUGUGGUUUGGAACUCGUUAACUCGAAGUUACUAUAAGGACCGAGCACAUUUGCAGUCUAUAUACAGCUUUUUAACAGGAAAUAAACUUGAUUGUUUUGGUGUAGCCUUUGCAGUUACAGCAGGCUGCCAGGUUCUUGGUAAACAGGAUGUUCAUUUAGCCUUAUCUGAAGAUCAUGCUUGGGUAGUAUUUGGUAAAGAUGGAACAGAGACAGCAGAAGUUACCUGGCAUGGGAAAGGAAAUGAAGACAAGCGUGGUAGAUCAGUUGGAGAUGGUAUAUCGGCUCAAUCCUGGCUGUAUGUGGCUGGCAAGCCUGUAAUAUGCACAAGGAUAAUGGAACUUGCUGCUCUAGUGUCAUCUAUCAACCCAACAUUAACCCCAACAACAGAUGUUCAUGAAAUAGCACAAAUGCAGCAUAGACUCCUGUGGUUACUCUAUGACAAUGGGCACUUAGAAGCAUAUCCAAUGGCACUGGGCAAUCUUGGAGAUCUGGAUGAAUAUAUGAGAAUAGCAAAUUGUUCAGCAGAUGCUGAGGGGAAACUGCCUGUACCUGCUGACAAUGGUCUUUUAAGAGCAGAUGGGUCGGUAAGGCCAGACUCAGCCUCUCUCUAUGCUCAGGCAAUACGAUCCUCCAGAAUACAUUAUGAAGAUCGGCAUGUUUAUCCAUACACCUUUCAAGGAGGUUUCUAUCAUCGUCAUAAAAUGUAUAAAGAAGCCUUUCAUGCUUGGGCCUGUGCAGGAGAUGUUAUUCGACACUAUAAUUACUCACGAGAUGAUGAGGAAAUAUAUAAAGAGUUUUCUGAAAUAGCAAAUGAAUUGAUACCACAGCUAAUGAAAGCAGAAAGUUCAGGACAUUCUGCCAGAUCUAUUCUAAAGGAUCCUGAGUGUUUUGCAUCUUUGUUAAGAUUUUACGAUGGAAUCUGCAAAUGGGAAGAAGGUAGUCAAACUCCAAUACUUCACAUUGGUUGGGCUAAACCUCUAGUAAGUACAAUAUCUAAAUUUGAUGCAGAAGUUAGGGCGCAGGUGCAUAUUAUAUGUAAAACUGAUUCUGAUGAGCAUUCCGAACCAUCGGAAAAUGCCGAAAACUCUGAAGGAGGUGAAAAUGAUAAAUGGAAUAACAACUCUGAAAAUGCAGAGUUAAGUGUACGUGAACAGUUGACUGCCGCCGUAAACAGUCGGCCUCGUGUCACACUAUACAGCCACAAGAUGGCAGCACUUCGACCGCUUCUCCUUGCCGAAAGAUUGAAUACUCACGCUCUUCAGCUACAGCUGACUGCACAGAGCCAGCUACAACGCCCACAGGCACCUGCAAAAAAAAGAGAUUUCGAUGACACUACUAACCCUUCGCUUCCAACGGCGCGCGCCAAACGAGCUCGUCGCGAACGUUAGAUUAUUAGAAUUAAUUUGAAACCGAUUACGCUUCUUUAGCAGACUAGUAAGUACCAAUGUUGGUGAUGUAUACAAAGUAUUUUAUGUAGUUUAUGGUUUCCUAUUAGAUUGUUAAUGUUGGUAUGUUACGUAUGAGUAAUAUCAUGUAUUUUUAGAGUCCACUUUAAUAUUAUAUACAGUAUAAGGAAACCGAUAAAAAUCAUAGUUAACAUUAUAUUAGCUUAUUGUAAGAAAUCGGUUUAAAUAGUAUUCUUGCAUUGAUAUAUAAAAACCCAUGAUGUACGUUUAAUGUUUUAAAAAACAUUCUCUCAAAAUAACCAUAUCUAUUAAAAUAUCUAAGUCUCACGUCGUAAGAGAAAUAAAUGCCGUCUGCAAAAAUGAUGAAAAAUAAUUGUUAGAGUCAUAUCCGUGCUAUGACUGGCGACGUGUAGCUGCAUAAACAGGUGGUAAUUUUUCUCUUGUUUGGGAAUCUAAAUCUAGGGUUUUUAUAUAAAAAGAUAUACUUGCAAUAAUAAUGUUUUCUGUGAGGUAUUUUAUAAGUGUAUGAACGCUAGGCGUACUUACUUAUGUCUUCUCCCACGUGCCCCACAGCCCCACCGACAUAGUGUCGUGUCUUAUUAUAUUAGUAUUUUGUAUUCGCUGUGGAUGUUUAUCGCGCUCUUUUUAGGAAAUAUACUCUAGAUUUUUCGUGCCUUGAUUAAUUUAAAUACUCAGACUUUCAAUGCAUUUAUUUAUGUCAAUAUAAUGUACCUGAUUGACUCCUACUAUUCCCUAACAAACUCACUCGCUUCCCGCGCCAGAAAAUCGGCAGGUUUUUUUCUCAUAGUGCAUCCUUGUCAUUGCAUCCUCCGCUGCAUUGCACAGGUACUGCAUAUCUUUUCUGAACAUGUGCAAUAUGAAGCACGACAUCAAUCAGACUUUAUGCUUCCCUCGUUUCUGAAAUAUAAUUAAGAUCUGGAAAAAAUAUUUUUUGUUUGUGAACGAAAUAAACCUGUUGCUACUAUAUCUUUCUAAACCUGAUGACCCGUUGGAUCUUAAUGGUCUACAUUCCUCAUCUCCAGCCGGCGUAGUAUUGUGCCUUUUAGUACUUUAAUUGUUUUAUGCGCUAUGAACAUUGACGCGCACCAUAGUAAAUAAUAUAAUGUUGUGAAUAAGGAAACUAGUGUGAUUAAGUAUCCUUAUUAAGUUGUUUAUAUAAUAUUUUGAGCUAUGACUAGGUCUACUGAUAGUUUCUUUAAUAUAGAAAGUGUACAAUCAUCACUAAAAAUAAUACUACCAACUAUAGCAUUGUCCGCAUAUAUUUAUUUAUAUUUAUGUAGCUACCAAAAAGGGUCGUGAUCCCCGCCACUUCUAAGGCCCCAAUUCUGCUAUUUACAAUGGCCGGAAUGAAUGGAAAUUGGAUAAGAUUGCACUAUUCGUAUUGGUAUAAGCAAUUUUCUAACACAAUUUCAACUAAGAAUUGAAUCAAUAAGAAUAAUUAGAUUUUCAUGAAUUUCCAUCAUGAAUGAUAUUCAUGAAAAUCUAAUUAUUGUGUUGGCAAAAUGUAUGAGAGUAUAGGAAUAGUUUCAAAUUAAAUCCAAUUACCGUUUAUUCACCAGCCAUUGUAAAAAGCAGAAUUGGGGCCCUAGUCGCCAUAUUGAUGACGUAAUUUGACAGCAUAUCACAAUGCAAGCCGUUUGUUAGUGCUGCUUUUUAUGUCAUUUUCCCUUAGUGAGGCAAGUUUUCUAUCUUAGCAGUUUGUUGGGAUUAUAGACUCUUAGGAGCCCUCUUCUGAAGUUAUAAAAUACUCACCGGACGCUUGACAAAUAAUAUUUUUUGUAAUGACACGGAAAAUGUCUUGAAGAUUAAUAAUAAUAGAAAAUAGAAUUCAAGAUACAGAUUACUGUGUCCCAAGAUCUGGUUUUACAUUAUUUAUUUAUUGUUGUAUUUAACACUAUUUAAAUUUUAGUAUCAUUUAGGUCCUAAUUCCGCUAUUAACAAUGGCCGACGAAUGAAUGGAAUUUGGAUUAAAUUUGUCACUAUUCUUAGGUACUCUUUCUAAUUAUUGUGUUGGCGAAAAGCUUUCAAGAAUACGAAUAGUGUCAUUUUAAACUUAUUUUCAUUCAUUCAUCACCAAUUGUAAAUAGCGGAAUUGAGGCCUUGAACUGAUCAACGUGAUAAUUUUAUAAGAUUUAAAAUAAUUUUGAAUUAAAAAAUAAUUGUAGAAAGUAUUUCAGAACUUUCAUCGUUUCCCAAGUCGCAAACUUUUUUAAAGAUAAACCUUUUGGCUUUUCUACAGUCUGGUAAAACAAACUUGCAUAAAAUCAUUUUUUUAUUAUUAUUAUGAAUGACUAGGUAAUGUAAGUGAAUAGGUAUCUAAGUACUUAUCAAUAAUUUAAAUUCUCUUAAAGUAUUUACAAUAAGAUGUUUGUAAAGUAUUUAAACAGUCUUUUGUCAUACUAGGUAGGAUCGUCACUGCGUGACGAAAAAUGUAGAGGUAAAUAUUUACACGUUUUACUUUUAUUAUUGUUAAAAUUGUCAUGGUACAAAUAUUAAUGUGAGAUAUUUUUAAAAUUGGCAAUUAUGCAUAUUUAAUAUAAAAUGAUUAUUAUAUAAGGAUGGCACUUUUUUAAUACACAUUCUAGACGCGAUGGUGUGUUCCCAGAAACAGACAUUCCUUGUUGACACAAAAUUUGUAACUUUACGGUGAAAAAGGUUAAGUUGCCUAUUUGAUCGAAAAUCAUAAAAAGGGAAUGUUGAAACACAGUAAGCUUAAUUAGAAUAGAUAAUAUUUAAAUAUUAGUAUCUACUAUUUGUAUUGGGUUUUACUACUACUUAAAGAUCAUAAAUAAAUUAGAGUACCUACGACUAUGUAGGUGUGUACUUACAAUUAAACUAAAUAUAGGUAUUUGACUCAUUGAACAAAAAAACAGUAGAACCUAGUCAGCUAUGAACAAUCGGUUGUAAACUCUUCUUGUUUAUAUAAAUGUGCCACGCAAAUAUUGUUUAUUUUUAGAUUAUUGAUUGUCAUAAUUAUGAAAUAAGAGGAACUGCAUAUGUUGCUAAUGUAUUAUUUGUUUAAUGGCGCAAACCCACCGUGGCGUCGCUAAGCUCGCGCUCACAUGUCGUUAUAACCUUGACGAGGAUGAGUCACUAAGUUUAUUCGAUUUUCAUUAAGUGGUUGUUGUGUCAUCAUUUGUGAGGCUUUUUUUUUGUGAUUUAUAGUAUAAUUAUGAAAUACGGAUGAAUCCCCAACGAUUGACAUGAAACAAACAUUGAGUGUAGGUUAACUCAGUACAUCAAAAAAGGAAAGGAUGACGCACACGACGGGCAUCGUCACAGCAAGUCACUUUAUUCUCAAGUGCGUUUCUGGAUCCAAUACACUGAAGUUGCUGAAUAUUCAUUAUUUGGCCAAAUAUAAAUUAUUUAUUUUCUUAAUCAUGACUGAUCCUUAUUGAUGGAAUAUAGGUAUAGUAGAAAUAAGAUAUUAAUUAUGUUUUCCCCAAAGCGAUUUAACACGCGCGUACUUAGUUCUAGCGCCGCUGUGGGUUCGCACCUUUACCGAAAGUAAUAUUUUUUUUUUGUUAUAGGCCUUAUUUCGCCGCUAUGUAUAGACAAGAGUUUACCCCUUCACAAUCAUAUUUCCUGUUGUAAAGUUGAUAAAGCAAACCUACACUGACUGUAACUCA